Messenger RNA from Entamoeba dispar SAW760, 924 nucleotides. RefSeq names its product A/G-specific adenine DNA glycosylase, putative. Gene Ontology annotation, molecular function: purine-specific mismatch base pair DNA N-glycosylase activity; oxidized purine DNA binding; adenine/guanine mispair binding. NCBI's taxonomy places the organism in Eukaryota, Evosea, Mastigamoebida, Endamoebidae. Gene Ontology annotation, cellular component: nucleus. Gene Ontology annotation, biological process: mismatch repair; base-excision repair. The record is from RefSeq and is a predicted model, not a curated record. The coding region runs from base 1 to 924 and encodes 307 amino acids. The transcript is spliced from 2 exons.
AUGAAAAGAAGAUGGGAACAACUUAUUGAAAAUGAAGAAAAAAGACAAAACAAACUGAACAAUACAAAAAAGAAAAUUGAAGAAGUAAAGUCAAAUAAACAAACAAUUAAUGUAGAAGUAGACCCAUUAAAAAUUAAACAAAUGCAUGAAAAAAUACUUGGAUUUUAUGAAAAAGAAGGAAGAAAAUUACCAUGGAGAGAAACAACAGAUAAAUAUAAAAUACUUGUAAGUGAAGUUAUGUUACAACAAACACAAGUGACAAGAGUAAUAGAAAAAUAUAAGUCAUGGUUAAUUCGUUUUCCGACUAUUCAAGAUUUAGCAAAAGCAAGUCUUGCUGAUGUUCUUGAAGAAUGGAAUGGAUUAGGUUUUAAUUCAAGAGGAAAAAGAUUAAGAGAUUUGGCUAUUGAGGUAUGUGAAAGGUAUAAAGGGAUAAUACCUUCUAAUGUUGAUAAGUUAUUAAAUUUACCAGGGAUUGGUCCCUACACUGCAAAUGCAGUAUUAAUUUUUUCUGAAAAUCAAGACAUUGCAACAGUAGAUGCUAAUAUUAGAAGAAUUCUUAUUCAUGAACUUUCUCUUGAUGAAAAAACACCUGAAAAUAUAUUAUUCGCUUAUGCCAAUAAAUGUCUGCCAUUAGGAAGAAGUCGUGAUUGGCAUAAUGCAUUAAUGGAUUAUGGUGCUCUUGUUGCAACUGGUAAAAAAACUGGAAUUGCAGCAAAAUCAAAACAAAGUAAAUUCGAAGGAUCAAGAAGGUCAUAUAGAGCUGAAUUAUUAAGAAGAAUUAGAAAAAAUAAUGGCUCUUUGUCAAUAGAAAGUUGUGAAGAAGUUAUUAAAGGGACUAAAUACACUUUAGAAGAAAUCAUUGAAGGAUUAGAAAAAGAUGGAAUUGUUCAUAAAGAAGGAACUUCUAUUGUUUUGAAUAAAUAA